AUCGUCACGACAUUGAUGAUACCUGGGUUCCCAUGAUUCUUGGGCAUCCAGCCACAUUUGAUAACGUAGCCAUGGAUCCGAAGCUGAGGACGAUGAUAAUCGAUGAUUUAAAUUGGUUCGUGGAGCGUAGGAAGUACUACAAGACAGUGGGGAAGGCCUGGAAGCGAGGGUAUUUGUUAUACGGCCCUCCAGGUACUGGAAAAUCGAGUUUGAUUGCUGCCAUGUGGCUAAUUACCUCAAGUUUGAUAUAUACGAUAUGGAGCUUGCAAGUAUGCAAUCCGAUUCAGACUUGAAAAGAGUAUUGUUAUCAACAACAAACAGGUCAAUUCUUGCGAUCGAGGACAUGGACUGCAGCAUCAAACUUCCAAACAGAGAAAAUCACUGCGUAGCUGAUAAAUUGCACAGAAAGUUAACGCUAUCUGGCCUGUUGAAUUUCAUUGAUGGACUGUGGUCAAGCUGUGGGGACGCGAAAAUCAUUGUGGUCACGACCAACAACAAGGACAGGCUUGAUCCGUCACUGCUGCGUCCAGGCAGGAUGGACGUGCAAAUCGAACUGUCCCAUUGCACGGUUGAUACGGUCAGGAUCUUGGCUUCUAAUUACCUGGGCAUCAGCACCAGAGACCAUCCCCUGUUUGGAAAAUUCGAGAGCUUGAUAGAGAACAAGAAGGUGACCCCAGCAGAGGUGGCAGGGGAACUGAUGAAGAAUAAAGGUGUGGACCUUGCUCUUCAAGGACUUGUUGGCUUCCUUGAAAAUAAGACGAGUAGAUGUGAUAAAAUUGAGGAGGAAGUUGCUAAGAUUGGAGAAGCAAACAGUUUGACAAGUAGGGUCAGGAUUGCUGAAGAUCAAGUCGAAUAAGUUUAUUAGCAGAGUCCUAAUAAAGUGGAGCGUGCCAGAUUCUUGAUAUCUGAUGAAGCCACGUUUUUACUAGGAAAGUUACGAUAAACUCUUGUUGUUCUUUGUGUUUUGUUGUCUUUAAAUAAGGAGAAUGAGUCGUUGAAUGAGGUGUUAAUUUCUCAUCUUUUCGUCAUAUUUUCCUUUCGUAGUUCUGCUUCCAGUAUUCAACAAUAAAGUCAUUUAAACUUUCAAUCACUCUACUUCUUAUUCUUCAAUUUAUUGUCGUUAAUUUCCUUUCUUGCUAUAUGCAUAAACACCAUUCUACACU
Messenger RNA from Rubroshorea leprosula, 1163 nucleotides. Lineage: Eukaryota; Viridiplantae; Streptophyta; Magnoliopsida; Malvales; Dipterocarpaceae. The record is from the annotation of a GenBank genome assembly.